Molecule: messenger RNA, 1934 nt
Organism: Dama dama (fallow deer)
Lineage: Eukaryota; Metazoa; Chordata; Mammalia; Artiodactyla; Cervidae
Gene: CCDC86
Product: coiled-coil domain containing 86
Exons: 4
Coding region: 110-1174 (354 amino acids)
Cellular component (GO): nucleolus
Source: RefSeq, a predicted model, not a curated record
UGCGGCAACAGCCUCUCUUGCCAGGCACAGACGUGGCGACUUCUGACGUCAUAGGACGGCGCCGGUAGUCCCGGAGGCUGCACGUGGGCUCGGAGUUGGUCCCGGAACCAUGGAUACGCCGCUGAGACGCAGCCGCCGGCUGGAAGGACUAAAGCCUGAAUCUCCGGACAACCCCACCUCAAUUUUGCGGGUGAGACGGGCCCUUGUGGAGUUCGAGUCGAACCCAAAAGAAACGAGGGAGCCUAGGUCUCCACCGGGCCUGGGAUCUCCCAGUCGUCAGCCGGAGACAAGCCCAGGAUCACCCAGUCUGCGGAAGGGGCCAGCCUUAGGGUCCCCUCGAAAGCAGCCAGAGCUGGACUCAGGGUCCCCCCAGGGUCAGCGAGAUCCAGGCCUGAAUUUUCCCCAAAGUCAGCCGGAAUCGAGUCCUGAAUCCCACCUACUUCAGCCAAAGCCAGGUGAGGAAUCACCAAAGUUAUCCCAGGACCAAGGAGAAGCGGACUCGGAGUUGCCCAAGAAUAAGGAAGAGCCGACCCCGGGGUCCCCUCGACGUCAGUUGCAGCAGGACUCAGGAUCACUAGAGCCUUUCCCCGGUCAGAAAGCACCGGGUCCUGAGCCCUCGAAGCCACUGCAGGAGCUGACACCGCGGUCGCCCGGCUCCCCACGGGAUCAGCAUGAGCCGAGCAAGCCACCUGCAGCUGGGGAGCCGGCGAGAGAAGGCCCCGCGCCAAAGAAGCGAGAAGCUUCUUCGGCCCAGGCCCCAGCGUCCAAGAAGCCAAAGGAGGAGGUUCCUGUAAUCCCGAAAGGGAAGCCCAAGUCUGGGCGGGUGUGGAAGGACCGCUCAAAGAAGAGGUUCUCCCAGAUGGUUCAGGACAAGCCCCUGCGCACAUCCUGGCAGCGGAAGAUGAAGGACCGGCAGGAGAGGAAGCUGGCUAAGGACUUCGCUCGGCACCUGGAAGAGGAGAAGGAGCGGCGCCGGCAGGAGAAGAAGGAACGCCGUGCGGAGAACCUGAGGCGCCGCCUGGAGAACGAGCGGAAGGCGGAAAUUGUCCAAGUGAUCCGAAACCCCGCCAAGCUCAAGCGGGCGAAGAAGAAGCAGCUGCGAUCCAUUGAGAAGCGGGACACACUGGCCCAGCUGCAGAAGCAGCCGCCACAGCGGCCGGCCACCAAGGUCUGAGCUCAGGAUGGCCGAGGCCUUCGGUGGCCAACCACCGUGUCACACACGGCAGCCCCCGGGCCACUGGCCACCCGCCUCUGCUGAUCCGGCACUCCGGCUCUGUGGCCCCCAAACGGGCUGCACCCGAGCUGGGGCUCUGAGCCUUCGAGGGCCAUCGGGCAGGUCUCUGUGGAGCAGACGGAGCCUGGAACUUCCAUCCUGGAACAGAGACUGGAAGACAGAAAAGGGUCAGCCCUCUCCUCCCCCCUACUCCCGACCACUGCCCUCUUCUCUCCAAGUGCCUUCAAACUGAGAAGAGUAAUUUCUGCUUCCUCAGGGAGCUGAAGACUGGAGGGUGACUCCCCAGAAUGUGUGGGCUCUGUCUCAGGGUCCUGGGUCCAACCCAGGCCAGGAGAUCAGAAGUCAGGAAUCCAGCUCCCCCUUGAACCUUUCCAAAGGCUGUUUUGGAUCCCUCUGCAGCCCACUGACCCUGUCACCCAUCAGACUAAAUCUAACUCCAGCACACUUUGCAACACUUAAGGUUAAAACAAUGGGGUGGGAGAGGCAUUUUUUGGGGAGGGAGGGAUAGUGUCUAUCUCCCCCUCUCCUGUCCCAGACUCUGCAGAAGCCCCCAGAAAUCUGAUUAAUUCAUGCCAUCCAGUCUCCAGCAAAAAUCUUUAUUGAACGCCUGCUGUGUACCGGCACAAUUCUAGGUGGCAGGGAAUACAGACAAAAGUCCCUGCCUUCAAGGAGCUUUCAUUCUGAUGGAUAAAACAUAAUA